Messenger RNA from Fusarium poae, 897 nucleotides. RefSeq lists its product as uncharacterized. The transcript is spliced from 3 exons. Lineage: Eukaryota; Fungi; Ascomycota; Sordariomycetes; Hypocreales; Nectriaceae. The coding region runs from base 1 to 897 and encodes 298 amino acids. The record is from RefSeq and is a predicted model, not a curated record.
AUGCCCCAUCAUAUCACCGUCCUACCAGCCUCAACCAAAGCUGGCCGAGAAACGAUUCGAGCCCUCUUAGCUUCUGAUAACAAACCUUUUGUUCGAGCUGUUUACCGAGAUCCAUCCAAGGCUCCAGCCGAAUUCAUCAAGAAUUCAAACUUUGAAACUGUCAAUGGCGAUGUAGGAGAUGGCAGCAGCCUCGAUUUUACAGGCUCAAAUGCUGUCUUUUACAUCCCGCCGCCUACCUAUGACGGUACUGAUCAGGGUGAAUGGGCGACUCGAGCUGCUACCAAUGUCAAGAAGGCUUUGAAGGAUGCGAACGUGAACAAACUCGUUAUCCUUUCGGCCAUUGGAGCUCAGAAUUCAAGCGGUAUUGGUGUUCUCAAGUUGAACCAUAUAUCGGAUGAGCUUUUGAAAGAUUCUGUGCCAGAGGUUGUGAUAGUCAGACCUACCUACUUUUUCGAAGAUUUUGCCCAUCUUCUCGACGCCGCCAAAGAAGAAAAUCCUAUUAUACACUCUUGGAUCACACCCAUUGAUUACAAGAUCCCUUUAGUUGGACUCAAAGACGUAGCUUCGAAUUGCGCAAACUCUCUCCUAGCCUCGACUGCCGAGCCUAGUCCGCAUUACUUUAACAUAUUUGGCCCUCGAGCUUACGGCUCUGUUGAUCUGAAAGAAACAGUCGAAGAAAUCACUGGUAAAAAGGUUGAGCUGAAACUUGUCGAGGAGGACCAGCUGCUUGAUUACUGGAAGCAGAUUGUUCCUGUAGCUCAUGCUGAAGAGUUUAAGGAAAUGACAACUGCUGGAUUUGCAGGUGGAGUCAUUGCCAAGGACUUUGUAUACGAUGAGAAGACUGUUAGGGGAGAGCAGGAACUGGUGGAUGCUUUGCGCGCCUUGUAUAAGAACUGA